UCAAGGGUGUGAGCAAUGCAGCAUUCCUUGGAAGAGUCCAUAAAAGAAGUAAAAGCCAUCGGCGCUGGGCUCAUACGCUGGCUUUUGACCCUCACUUUGGCAAUGAUGCUCCGCGUGCCUGACACGCUUUCCGCGAGGUUUGACUUUGGCACAUUGUCACGCGGUAACUGCUCCCUGGUCUGGCCGACAGCGUUGGUCACUCUGCUGAUCGCCUUCAUCUGCGUGAGGAGUUCUGUGUGGACCAGGUACAGUGCCUACAGCUACUUUGAAGUGGUCACCAUCUGCAACUUGAUAAUGAUCCUCGUCUUUUACCUGGUGCAUCUCUUCCGUCUCUACCGCGUGCUCACCUGCAUCAGCUGGCCCCUGUCGGAACUUCUGCACUAUUUAAUCGGUACCCUGCUCCUCCUAAUCGCCUCCAUUGUGGCAGCCUCCAAGAGUUACAGCCAGAGCGGACUGGUAGCUGGAGCGGUGAGGACGGUCUCGGGGGACACUUCACGAACGAGUUCACCUCUAAUCUUCGGUUUCGUGGCCACCUUCCUCUGCCUGGCGAGCAUAUGGCUGUCCUACAAGAUCUCGUGUGUGACCCAGUCAACAGAUGCCGCCGUCUGAGGACACCCUGCGCCCCGGCCCGAGGCAGGCCCUGAGACGGGAGCGUCGGGGGGCCGGCGCCCAGGACGGGCUUCUGAACCUCUGCUCCUGUGCCAAAGCCCUGCCCACACUGCUGGGCACAAGAGGGGCCCUCGGCGUCCU
This is a messenger RNA of Felis catus (domestic cat), 750 nucleotides long. It is a transcript of the gene CMTM7, whose product is annotated as CKLF like MARVEL transmembrane domain containing 7. Gene Ontology annotation, cellular component: membrane. The transcript has 5 exons. The record is from RefSeq and is a predicted model, not a curated record. The coding region runs from base 16 to 609 and encodes 197 amino acids. NCBI's taxonomy places the organism in Eukaryota, Metazoa, Chordata, Mammalia, Carnivora, Felidae.